Messenger RNA from Bombus pyrosoma, 728 nucleotides. RefSeq names its product signal peptidase complex subunit 1-like. Bases 117 to 404 code for a protein of 95 amino acids. Lineage: Eukaryota; Metazoa; Arthropoda; Insecta; Hymenoptera; Apidae. Gene Ontology annotation, cellular component: signal peptidase complex; endoplasmic reticulum membrane. The record is from RefSeq and is a predicted model, not a curated record. Gene Ontology annotation, biological process: protein targeting to ER. The transcript is spliced from 3 exons.
ACUACCACUACAGUUUUCACACGAAUAAUAACAAUUGCCAACGUGUUAGUCAAGAUCUAUGACUAUACCGUAGUUUGAUUGCGUGGAAGUACCAGCUUACUUUAUAUUUGUUUAAAAUGAGUUCUUGGAUGCAAUAUAUUAAAUCCGUCCCAACGCAUAUGGAUUAUGAUGGUCAAGCUCGGGCAGAAAAAUUAUCAAGGCUCAUCAUAACACUUUUUGGAAUAGUUGGAUUAAUAUGGGGAUAUGUUAUUCAACAAUUUUCACAAACAAUUUAUAUCCUUGGUGCAGGAUUGGUGAUGGCUGCUCUAAUCACAGUUCCUCCAUGGCCCAUGUAUCGUCGUAAACCUUUAGAUUGGCAGAAGCCACAGUCUGGAGUUACCACCAAGUUAAAAAAGAAAAAAUAGUCUACCCCAGCUGUACUUAAUAAGAUGUUAUUCUUGUAAAAAAUGCCAGUACUUGAUAAGGAUUUACAGCGCAAAAAUACUUUGUAUAUCAUUUUAUAACUAAGCAAUGUAUUUAUGACUGUGAAAGCAAUGGAUGAAAGUAAUGGAUGUGACAAAUGCAGAUUGAAUCAAUAUUUUUUACUUCAUCAGCAGUGUAGAAUAUAUAGACUAAUGUAUAUAAUUCAAAUUAUAUCGUACUAUGUAAAGAUAGUGCUCGUACCAUCAGAUUGCAUUUACUUUUGUAUCUAUAUAUCAAAAUAAGAAUAAAACUCAUUGUUUAAUAAA